Messenger RNA from Trichophyton rubrum CBS 118892, 2187 nucleotides. RefSeq lists its product as uncharacterized. The transcript is spliced from 5 exons. The record is from RefSeq and is a predicted model, not a curated record. The coding region runs from base 555 to 1709 and encodes 384 amino acids. NCBI's taxonomy places the organism in Eukaryota, Fungi, Ascomycota, Eurotiomycetes, Onygenales, Arthrodermataceae.
UUUCAUCGUUGAAAUCGAAUUGACUGACGAUUUUCUUCUUCCAGGCCGUUUUUCAUGCGAAAAAGUCGAUAAGAAAGGCCAGUUCGGGUGGUGCUGAUGGUGGCGAUGCGCCGGCCCAGGCACAAAAGAUUUUACAGUUGGAACCGCCCCCCGAGGCCGUCAGCCGGACCCGCGAUCCCAAGGGAUUUAGACGCAAGCCCCGAGACAAGCAAGGAUGCCACAACCACGAUGGCCGGUGCUGGCGUACGAACGGAUCGCUGGCCCAAAAGUCGAUCUAUCACGCUGCCAUAGAGGGCGGCGCCCGGCACAACGUGAUGCGAUGGUUAACGUGAGCGAGUCCGGCCUUGUCCUUGCCUGUCCGCCGUGGCUGAUCUGCUGAGGGCAUCACGACCCAUCCUGCGGCCACCGCGGGCAACAUACUUAUAGCCUGCUACUCCGUUCUGUGUACUUUUGACGACAAGACGGCUGCCUCUGGGCUCGCUGAAAAGCAAAGAGAUCGAACGGAUCGAUAUAAGGACGAGCGACGAUAACUAGCUAGCUAACUAUCGAUAAGGAUGGGUAAAUGUGGCCCGUCGCAUUGCGCUUGGCCCGCACUGGCAGCGUUGAUACUCGGCCUGGGAAUAGGGAACAUCUCGGCUGCGUCGGUCUACAUCGCUGCAGAGCAGUGUCUUGCCCCAGCACCCUCUGCUACUGUGCCGGACUAUGUCAUGAAAUAUGCUCCGUUGAUAUGGAUACACUCGCAAGAUCCGUACCAGCCGUCAGAUAUCGGAGCACAGCUGAAGAACUCGAUUCCCAUGAUUAACCAUGUUGCCAUUCCCAAUGUCCCGACAGACAUCGCACUCAAUAAUCUUGACCAGCUCAACAAGCUGGGCGGGAACAAGGUGUGUCUCACGUCGAAAGAGGGCAUCCAGGCUCUGCCAGCCUGGUUCAGAGGCGUCAAGCCGAACAAGGACGGUAAAACCGAGGGAGCGGUUUCGUCUGCGAUCGUUGUUCGGGAACACGGAGACGAGGGCAAGACCGUUGAUGCAUUUUAUUUCUACUUUUAUGCGUACAACCAGGGCAACACGGUGCUGGGCAUAGAAUUCGGCGAUCAUGUUGGUGACUGGGAACACAAUAUGAUCCGCUUCCGCGACGGCAAGCCGGAGGCCAUUUGGUACAGCCAGCACGCUGCUGGCCAGGCCUUCCAGUACAGCGCAACGGACAAGCGCGGAGUGAGGCCAAUUGGCUUCAGCGGUAACGGUACCCACGCCGUCUACGCCACUGCCGGAACCCACGACCACACAAUUCCUGGGUUAGAUCUACCCGCCGGGUUUCUCGAGGACGAGACGGACGAAGGCACGCUAUGGGAUCCCACUCUAAGCGCAUAUGUCUACUCCUACUCCUCGACAACCGGCUUGUUCACUCCUUAUGAUCCCAACACGCCUACCAACUGGCUAUACUUCCAGGGCCGCUGGGGCGACGAGCAGCUGCCGGACGAUGCGCCCGGCCAGAUCGAGCUAUUUGGCCAGCGCAAGUACUCGACCGGACCCGAUGGGCCAAUGUUCAAGGAGCUCGUGAGGGAGAAGGUAUGUCCGAGCGGCGUGAAGCUGUGUCUCGUCCUGCCGUGGGUGACUGCUGUAAAGGAAGAGGAGAGGAAGCAGAUGCUGGCCGAUCUCGUCAAGGAGGAGCUCGAACGCGAGAGCAAGAAGCACUCCAAGCCUCUCGAAUGAUUCCUUUUCUCGUUUUCCCUUCAUGUUGUUCAUGUUCAUGCUGUGACGUUGAUAUUAAUGUUUCCUAUACCCCCAUCCCAAUGUGCUGCCACUUUUGUCUUCUGUUUAACCUGCAGCUUGCAAACUGCAGCCCUCAAUCUUCAACGACUCUUCCAAGCAUUAUUCUCUUCACAAGACCAUGCUUUCUCCGGAACGACGUGGCCGAAGAUGCCCCUGAGCUGUCACUGUUAGUGCGUUUCAGGUCGAGCCGGGAUCGAAGCUAAAAGAGGAGAUGCCACUCUCACCAGCACACCGCGGCCUGGACGAAUCAGUGCUAGCGGACAGAGCUGCGGAGCCUCUCUCCAGCUUGUCUUCUGGCGUUCCUGCGCCUGGUUGGCCUGCCGAUGGGUGUCUCGAACUCCAUGACCCGUGGCUGCGAGCGUGUGUUGAUAUCCUGCGUUUUUACCCCUGAGCGAGCCCCCGUUUUUUUCUCCUCCAA